Molecule: messenger RNA, 2240 nt
Organism: Elgaria multicarinata webbii
Lineage: Eukaryota; Metazoa; Chordata; Lepidosauria; Squamata; Anguidae
Gene: PLPP7
Product: phospholipid phosphatase 7 (inactive)
Exons: 4
Coding region: 71-883 (270 amino acids)
Cellular component (GO): nuclear envelope
Molecular function (GO): sphingosine-1-phosphate phosphatase activity
Source: RefSeq, a predicted model, not a curated record
UUAACAGCUGCUGUCUCUUUUUUGGUCGCUUCCCCAGGCUCAUGACUUUGGGGAGAGAAGCAGAUCCACCAUGCCGGCAGCUCAGAGCCGGGCCCGGGCCCGAGACAGGAACGUCUUGAACCGAGCCGAGUUCCUCUCGUUGAACCAGCCCUUGAAAGGGGCCCAGGAACCCAGGAGUUCGGGACGGCGGCCGAACAGCCAGGGCGGUGCUGCCCCGGCCCCGAGCGAGGGGGCCAAGGAGCGCCGGCAGUCCCAGCAGCUGCCCGAAGAGGAUUGCAUGCUGCUAAACCCUUCCUUCAAAGGCAUCGCUUACAAUUCCCUGUUGGCCAUCGACAUCUCGCUCUCCAAGAGGCUGGGGGUGUGCGCCAGCAACGCCUCGGCCUGGGGCAAUGCCCGCUCCAUGAUCAACCUCAUCGGGAUAACCGGCCACGGCGUGCCCUGGAUCGGGGGCACGCUCGUCUGUUUGGUUAAGAGUAGCACCUUGGCCGGCCAAGAGGUCCUCUUGAACCUACUGCUGGCCUUGCUCUUUGACAUUAUCAUUGUUGCCAGCUUACAGAAGAUGGCCAAGCGGAAGGGGCCGUAUGAUAUCAGCCCCGGCCUGUUGGACUACCUGACUAUGGACAUCUAUGCCUUUCCCGCCGGUCACGCCAGCCGGGCCGCCAUGGUGUCGAAGUUCUUCCUCAACCAUCUGGUUUUAGCUGUCCCGCUUCGAAUCUUACUGGUUCUCUGGGCCGUUUUAGUGGGACUUUCCCGGAUCAUGGUUGGACGUCACCAUGUCACCGACGUCCUCUCUGGCUUUGCCUUUGGCUAUCUGCAUUUCCGCCUGGUGGAGGUCAUGUGGAUGUCAUCCAAUACGUGCCAAAUGUUGAUUUCCAUGUGGUGAACAGCAGCGACACGCCUUGCUUCCCCUCCCUAGACUCUUUUAAAAGUGAACAAUUUUGGGAAAUGAAACACUGUACACCAAUCCUCCGUGUGUUGGAAAUGAAUACCAGCUUCCACUGUGACAAUGAAGAUCAGGUUGCAUCUACCAGCACGAAUUCUCCUGGUAAUUGGCCGGCACUGCGCAGUUGAGACCCACUGCUAUAUUUGGUCACGUCUUCUCAACUCCCCAUUUGGACGGCAGGUUCUUUGGGCUGCAGACAGAAAACAAAAUUACACGAUGUUUCUCUAUUUCUUCGUUUAGAUGGACUCUUGACAUUGCCGGAACACACAGCCCAGGUUGUUCCAUGUGGUGGUGUGUUAAUUUGCUAUCUUGGCGGCUGAAAAACCACAGGUUUGCCAGGUUGCUACCUGGAGAUCUAUGCUAUGCCUUUUAAAUCCCUCCAUGCAGCAACAGUUGGAUUUAUUUAGUACAUUUCUGAACCGACCCAAUAUAUUUAAAAACAAAACCGAAGGAUUGUAACCUUGGGGAAAUAAAAAAAGGUCUUCAUCCGAUGCCAAAAAGACCGCAACCAGGAUGCCACCACUGAAAAAGCCCUUUUCUUAAUUGUGUCCACCCACCUCACAUCAUUUGUCAUGGGCACCCGGAGGAAGACCCCUGAAGAUGACCUCAGGGUUUGGGGACGUAUAUAUGGGAGAUGAGGCCUUUGUGGUACCUUUCGCCAAACCUCCCCUUGCCGUGUUGUUCAUUUCCUCUUUUCACUAUUGUUGCAAGCACCAUACCAAGACCGUGCUGGUGCGUGCCAGGCGGUUUUUGAACAUUCAAGCCCCACCUGUGGCUUGUGGCGUCCUCUGAACCCUGAGACCAUGAGUUAUGUGAGGGCUGAACAGCCCUCGCAUAACCCACAGUCCCUGAGUUCAGACGACACCACAAGCCGUGACCGGGCUUAAAUAAGCUUCGGCGGACUGUUCAAUUGAGGUUAGAUCAGGAAUUAGGAGACCCAAAUUAAAGUCAUUUCACUAAGUGACCUUUGGGCUGGUCACUGUCUUUCAGCCUAAUCUAACUCACAGGGUUGUUGUGAGAAUAGAAUGGGGGGGGGGCAAUCUGAAUGACGCCUGGAACUUGGAGGACGGGCAGGAUAAAAGAAUGUAUGUUAUGGCUAGGUGAAACCAUGUCUGCCUCACUUGGGUGAUUUAAAAGGGUGGAAUGGGGUCUCUGGGUUACACUGCCCUAGUGAACCACUAUGAAGAGGGGGUAUUUUUAUUUGUUUGUUUGUUUCAUUCAUUUGCAGCCAUAGUCCCUUGUGCAAGCUGGGCACGAAGCCAGACUUUAACAAGUAAUAAAGGAUACGUCGAGUUUC